UUCAAUUCACAAUGAAAUCAAACCCGAAAACACAAAUCACUUUUGAUUUGAUCGAUUAAAUUACAGCUAGAGCUUUUAGCGAUGGCUUUUUAUAAGAAAAGUGAUUGUGGGUUAAUAUUAGGGUUUUGUAUUAUGGCAGUUCUUAUUGUGGGCAACGAGGCCCUCCAUGAAGGUUACAAAAGAUGCAGAAAUUAUUGUCAUGAGGAAUUGAAAGCAAGUCCUUACGAUUGCUCCAUCUUUUGUUUCUUUAAAUGUGCUCCUUCAAUGGGUGGCACUGGCUGCUUCCGUUCUAUGGGACAACAAGAGCAAGUUCUAGAAAUUCCACGGCAGUUUUUGGUGAAGGCUCCAGCACCGGAACCAACAUCACUUGAGCAACGGACUCCUAAAAUGAAUCCCAAAUCCGAUUCCAAUUUCAAUUCCGAUUCAGGUUCCAAUUCACUUCCAAGUCAAAGUGCAAUUUCAGUUCCGUCUUCCAUUGAGGAGAAGGCUUAAACUAACGUGUAACGCUUGGUACAUGAAUACAAGUUUUUGUCAAGAGAAGAAAGUGUUUGCAGAAUCAUAGAGAGGGGAAGGCGAUGAUUUGUUUUCAUUAUAUAUUUCAAUCAAAUAUUGUCUUAUCAUUGUUCCA
Messenger RNA from Mangifera indica (mango), 628 nucleotides. RefSeq lists its product as uncharacterized. The coding region runs from base 82 to 492 and encodes 136 amino acids. Lineage: Eukaryota; Viridiplantae; Streptophyta; Magnoliopsida; Sapindales; Anacardiaceae. The record is from RefSeq and is a predicted model, not a curated record. The transcript is spliced from 2 exons.